Molecule: messenger RNA, 3386 nt
Organism: Physcomitrium patens
Lineage: Eukaryota; Viridiplantae; Streptophyta; Bryopsida; Funariales; Funariaceae
Biological process (GO): proteasome-mediated ubiquitin-dependent protein catabolic process
Cellular component (GO): GID complex
Molecular function (GO): protein binding
Source: RefSeq, a predicted model, not a curated record
AGGUGGGGUAGUAAGUUACUACUCAACCAACUGAUAGUGUAGUUAGCUAUGCUGGUGUUGCCACUGGGACAAACAAUCCUGUUGCCCCUUCUGGAUCCCUCUCUCAUCUGCUGCUGUUGCUGCUACUGCACUGCUUCCGUCGCGGCUGUUGUGGUGCGGGAUUUCCAUACCCUUCCUUGGAUUCGGUUUCUUCGUUGCGUGUUCUGAUUUCCACUGGCCGGCUCGGAUUCUCGGAGCGGAUUCGCUCGCUGAGUCUGGGAGUGAGCGGUGCAGUUGACAGUUCCUCGUCCUGGAAAUAUAGAUUCAUUGUAUUAUUAUUAUUAUUAUUUAAAAAUACAAGAUUAAAUUGUUAUUAUAUUUGGGGUUUGUGUUUUUUCGGGCGGUCCGAGAGUUGGAGCCAGCAUCUAAUGGUAUUGGUUUCUGAAGUGGUGCCCCGGAUGUUUGAUGCUGGGGUGUGAGUGGUGAAAAGCAGUUGGAUUUUCCAUUAAACGCGAAACUGCGUUGGAGUUGGAGCAGUUUUUCUGUUUCGUUACCAUUUUUGAGUUUGUCGGUUAUUUUGUCGUUGAGGAGAGGAUUUUUGGACGUUUUAGGUCAUAUUAUCUGUAGUGGAGGUGUUGUGGAUGUAGUGUGGUAGUAGUGGGGGUGAGAUGGAGGAGAUCGCUGCUUGAGAGAGGCCAGAUUGUGAAGGUAGAGUUGCUCAGUGUUUUCCUUUCUCACUUCGGAACACAUUGAGUGUUAAGUGGAUUAAGUGAGCGAAAAUGCCAGCUUCAGCAACAUGGGCUCGGCCGGAAGAUCUUGUGGAGAGCUUGAGCUCUUUGGACAACACGGCCAGGCUCAAGGCACUGCGGGAUGUGAAAAAUCAAAUAAUCGGAAAUAAGACCAAAAAACUUUCCUACAUAAAGUUGGGGGCCGUACCGCGGGUUGUAGAGAUUUUGGCCAGCGACACAGAGAUUCCGCUGUUAGUGCAGUCAGCUGCCGCCGUGGGAAGCUUCGCCUGUGGGAUUGAUGCGGGAGUUAGAGCUGUUCUAGAUAGCGGCGUUUUGCCACACUUGCUAAAAAUGCUGCAGAAUGGGGACACGAAGGUUGCGGAAACUUGUGCUCGCGCACUGAAGAUGAUCUUUCACUCACCAUUGGCUCCAAAGAGCGACAUGUUUCAAGGACAUCGCAUGGAACUGCUUCUGCAGCUUCUGAAUCAUGAUAAUGAGAAUGUAUCAGAAGUCGCUGCUCGUGUUCUUGCUAGGUGUUGUGAAUCUAAGGAGCACCAGCAAGCUCUAGCGGACGCUGGCGGUCUUCAGAGUCUUGUUAGCCUAUUGGCAGGGUCUACUAAGAUUCGAGAAGCCGCUCUAGAUGCCUUGGCAGCGUUAACGAAAAAUAAUAAGCAAAUAUCAGAAACGGUGAUAAAGAUGCACAAUGGGGAUGCUUUGAUUUCGAUCAUUAGGCUUAUCAAAGAUAAGUCUCCACUAUCCCGACUGCUGGCAUGCAUGUGCCUGGCAAACAUUGGAAAGGCUUGUCCUGGUGGAUACGCACAAGAGGGUGAAGUACGAGCUACUAUGUUGGGCAUUCUGAUGAAGUUACUGGAAGAGGCUGGUCAAGCUGGAGAGGAUUCUCCAGGUGUAUUAGCUGAUUUGGUGGCGAACAACGAAGAGUUGCAGAAAGCUGCCGCUGAAAAAAAAGCAAUUGAAAAGCUCGCCGAGUUCUUACUUCGAGAGGAAGUUCCUUAUAAGCAGCUGGAGGGAGUUCUAUGGGGGCUUACAGAACUCUGUGCUAAACUUGAGGAGAGCAGACGGCAGCUUCUGGAGUUGAAGGUUGAAGGUUCUCUUGUUGCGGCAUUGCGACAUCCUUGUGAAGGGGUUAAGGUGGCCGCUUGUUCUUGUAUUGCGAGUCUUUCCCGCUCAGUCAAGAACCUGCGCACUAGCUUGGCAAGCGAACAAUUUGUACGGCCGCUGUUGCAACUUAUGAACGAUCCUUGUCCAGGAGUCCAGGGUGCAGCCUUGACUGUGGUGGGAAACAUAGUCCUUGAUUUCACUCCGCAAAAGUUGGUGUUUAUGCAAACUGAUGGGAUUGCCCAGCUCACGAAUCUGUCGCAAUCUAUGGAUCAUACCUUAAGGCGGAAUGCAGUUUUGGCCUUAAAGAAUUUACUCUUCAUGGCAGACGUCACGGUAAAGCGUCGAGUAAUGGCUGAGCUAACAGUUUCCACUUUGUGUGAUCUCAUUCGAGACCCUGAAGAGGAAGUGCAGGAGCAAGCAGUCUCUCUUGUACGGAAUCUUGUUCACGGAGAUCCAGAUUUUAUAGAACAAAUCUUCUCUGAUGGAAGUAUGUUAUUUCAGGCUGUAGAGAAGCAGCUCACCAAUCAUCGUCUAGAGGUAUCUGUGCAGGCCCUCUAUGUAAUGAACAACGUAGCAUGUGGAAGUGAGGUGCACAAGGAGGCUGUUCUGGCGUCAGUCCUUCGUUCUCGCUCAGGAAACAAAAGUUCCUGGCUAAUUUGUUUUCUGCAAGACAUGAGCAAUCCUCAGCUCAGAGUUGUUGCUGUGGUGUGCAUCAUCAACCUUUUGGACCCUGCUGGAGGUGAUAUUAGCUCACGUGUGAUGAGGCUACGGGAAGCAGGGGUGGAGGCCCAGCUACGCAAGAUGGUAGAUGAUUCAUGUCUGGACGUCAAAUAUCACGUGAAAUCAGCUUUGGAAUGCUUCACGCCUGCAACUGUUACCACCUCUUCGGGACGCUGAUCUGCAGUUAUGAAGGAAGCGCUUAUUUUUGCUGACGGAACCUCCAGCAUCCCCCUUCGCAUGAUUUCAGUACGAAAUGUAGUGGGUGGUUCGCCUCCUGGGUUUUCGGUGUGUGCAGUCGAGAUAUGGGUUUUUUCCCCCAAGUAACCCAGGCCCUAAGUUCUUGCUAGUGCUUGUAAUGGGAAUUUUUAAGGAAGCCCAUCUAUAUAUCUGAUGCCAUGACCAAAAAAUUAGUAUCUUGAUGUACAUAUUAAGCUGCAGAGGGAACUACCCAGCUUCAAAAUAUGACCAUGGUGGUGAAGUCUUGAAGCGGCAUCAGAUAUCGGUUUUUAGUGUCUGAGGUCGGUUUUAGUGACUGAGUGAAGCAGCCGCCUUCCAGAUAGUGUUGUAUAGUAGCUGUCUGAGCUUGGCUUGUCUGCGGCGUAGGAUUUAGAGGCAUUGUAGCUUAUCGUUGGGUUUGGCUGUAUCACUUGGUCCCGUUUAGUUCUAUCAUUAUUGUCGAAGAUAAGUCUCUAAGCAUGUGCUUUGGGCUUUUGGUAUCAAUUAUUUCAGUGAGAAUUAGGAUUCUGUAUGACCCGAUGCAUUUCAAAGCCCAAUGCAUCUAUUUGUGUCCAGGUUUGUAUUUUACAAAAACCCGUGUUGAAUCCGGGAUUCAUUAUUGAA